CCCAUUCUUUCCCAGGGGAAGCUGUUCAGGUUCUAUCCUGCGUGUUCUCGAGAAAGUUUUGAUGAGAGAAAACAUCACACAGAAAGGUGCACGCGUCACAAGUUUCCAGCUCCAUGGAUUUUUGCAAACCGAGCACAUUUGUGGGCCAAGAGUGGGGCCCACAGCGAGAAUAUCCUUCCUGCCGCUCCUGCCGUCCAUCCGGCAGCACAGCCACUACCCGGCCGUGGAACGACACAGAACUGUGCACUGUUGUGUUUAUGGUGAUGACAACAGUGAGUGUCUCUCGCCUGGCUGCACUUGCUGGAGGCACUGGCUGCUCUGACUUCCUCGCUCCGGAACAUUCCCUGCUGAACAGCGACACCAGGGAAGGCCAAGGAGGGUGCACAAGACUCAGUCCUUCACCUGAUGGCGACUUGGCCACGCUCAUCUUUCCUUAUUCUCAAAGACCUGUGUGGGGCUGGAGAGAGUUGGGGUUUCCAGUGGCCCGAAGUGUGGCUGAAAGCAGAGUGUUCCACUGGGAAAAAGAGAAUUCUUCCAAAGAGAAGGAUGAAGCCAGCAGCAGGGGUCCUGGCAGGACUGACCCCCACGGAGCUGAUGAGGCCGAGUGUCAGGAAGCAUGCACAUUUUCCUUGAAAACAGACACAGGUCAACUUGUGUUACGGCGUCGGCGAGGUCAUCAAAUAACCCCAUAGUGACUAAUACUGUAACUACAUGCCUGCCUAAAGUGACCUGACAUACUGCAGGUGCACACAAGAUUCUACGUAGUGAAAAUACAUAUACAAUUGUUGCUAAAUUCAAAUCCUAGAAAAUCCACUGGAUUGAUACUUUAGAAGAGGAUAAUGGAUAAAAUCAACCGAUAGGAAAAUUCAAAUAUUUAGAAAAUGCUAAUUUCAAUCUAGUGUAAAAAUACCACAAAUUUGUACUGAAUUUUUUUUCCUUAUUACAAAAAUAUUCAAGCAAUAAAAAUGUCAGAUAUUA
Molecule: messenger RNA, 978 nt
Organism: Mandrillus leucophaeus (drill)
Lineage: Eukaryota; Metazoa; Chordata; Mammalia; Primates; Cercopithecidae
Exons: 2
Coding region: 114-692 (192 amino acids)
Source: RefSeq, a predicted model, not a curated record